Molecule: messenger RNA, 765 nt
Organism: Insectozyma verbasci
Lineage: Eukaryota; Fungi; Ascomycota; Pichiomycetes; Serinales; Debaryomycetaceae
Source: the annotation of a GenBank genome assembly
AUGGCUGUAAUAAAUCAACCAAAUUCACAAAUUAAACUAACCAAUGUUUCCCUAGUUAGGAUGAAGAAAGGUAAGAAAAGAUUUGAGAUCGCUUGUUAUCAAAAUAAAAUACAAGAUUGGAGAUCAAAAAUUGAAAAAGAUAUAGAUGAAGUAUUACAAAUACCACAAGUUUUUAUAAAUGUUUCAAAAGGUCAAGUUGCAAAUAAAGAAGAUUUACAAUCAAAUUUUGGAACGACUGAUCAAAAUAAAAUCAUAUUGGAAAUUUUAAGUAAAGGAGAAAUUCAGUUAAAUGAAAAAGAACGAAAUGCAAAUUUACAACAAAAACAAAAUGAAUUCUUAAAUAUUAUUUCAACUAAAUGUAUAAAUCCAAGAAGUAAGAAAAGAUAUCCGCCUUCAAUGAUAGAUAAAGCAUUAAAUGAAAUUAAAUUUCAUUUAAAUCCUACUAAACAAACUAAAAUUCAAGCUUUAGAUGCUAUUAAAGUAUUAGUUGAAAAACAAAUUAUACCAAUUGCUAGGGCACAAAUGAAAAUUAAAAUAAUAUUGAGUAAAAAAGCUUACCUUAAAGCUUUUGAGCUGGAUAUUAAAGAUAAUAUAGAUCAUAUUGAAGAAACUGAAAAUAAUGGUAAACAAUAUGAGAUUAUUGGUAUAAUUGAUCCAAUAAAUUAUAGAGUUUUAGUUGGUUUAAUUGAAAAUGGUACUGAUAAUAAGAUUGCAAAAGGUGAAGGUUCUAUAGAAGUUUUAGAUAUGUCUGCUAUUAAAGAGUAA